This is a messenger RNA of Colletotrichum paranaense, 885 nucleotides long. RefSeq lists its product as uncharacterized. The coding region runs from base 1 to 885 and encodes 294 amino acids. The transcript is spliced from 3 exons. The record is from RefSeq and is a predicted model, not a curated record. NCBI's taxonomy places the organism in Eukaryota, Fungi, Ascomycota, Sordariomycetes, Glomerellales, Glomerellaceae.
AUGACCUGCAAAAAAAUGACUGCAAUUAGCACUGCUGACUGGCACUGGCCGCGACUCCAGGUCUUCACUGCAACUGCAAGAUGCGACCUGGCCGAACUCUCGAUCGUCAACGCUACUCCGGAGGCUCAGGGGCCUGAUCUCAAGCUCGUCCUCCAUCGCCGUCAUUUGCCUUGCGCUCGUUCAUCCAUCACGUCCGUUACGCUCUGUUGCCAAAACGGCGGUUCGCUGUCACGACUCGAUGUUGCUGUUGCUCGGCCUUGGACUAUAUCAGCCUCUCUUAACCGUCUCAGUCGUCGUGGAGACAGAAAAGCCAUCGCUGAACCAUCCACGUUCAGACGCGUGUCAUUGGAGCCCCCAAACGUGAAAACUUUGGUUCACGUCAUCUCUGCUAAUAAGAGGCCCGGUUCAAUCAGGCUGCGGUCUUUGACUUGCAAACUUCCAGCACCGGCUGCCCGAAGAGGUACGGCGCCCACAACUGGGCAUUGCGUCGCAUGGAAUGUGGCCGCAUUGUAUGGAGAGCUAUCGGCAUUGAGCAAUGCCCCCCGAGUACUGCGACAGCGACUCCAAUACCAAUACACCCACGCGCCCGUUGAACCAACCGCCAAGCGGCAUCCUGUGGAAGAAGUGGGCACUCUUCUCCGCCGCUUCUCGGUCCAGGCUCCAGAAAAUGCAGAGCAUUUGGACCCGGGGUUGAACGGAGCCAAUAUUGGUCGUCAGACGGGGUCUCGGGGGAGGGUCUGCAGCAGGUCACCGGCUUUUCCAUGCACUCGCGGCUCGCCUUGUCAUGCUACUGCUAUGCUACCGUUUUCUUCAGGGAAUCGCCCAUCACACCGCACUUUAGCUGCAGCUCCAAGCCGCGUUGGCAGUUGCACAAGUUUGCACUAA